CUGAGCCAGCGCGCGACUCUCCCCGGAGGAAUUAGCGGCUGUUCGGGAGGAGCUGCAGGAGCCGCCGCCGCCGCACAAAAUGACAGUCGGCUUGCUUCUUCCUCUGGCGGCCGCUUUAGUCCUCACAAGCUCACCGGGGAGUGCUGGAGAUCCGACGGCGGAUCCAUGCAGACUUGGAUUCUCCCAGAAUUUCUACACCGUCUUUAUCCCACGGGAGCAGCUGCAGGGCCAGAGCAUUGUCAAAGGUACCCUGCUGUCGUCUGCUCGAGUGAAGUUCGAGGCUUGUCACCUGAACGAGAGGAUCAGCUUCGAGAGCAGUGACCCCAAAUUCAGCGUUCGUCCGGACGGAUCUCUGUACGCAGAACAAGAUGUGACGAACCUGUCCGAGCCUGUCCAGUUCAUGGUGACGGCUCAGGGGAGCAAAAACACGCAGAUCUGGGAGACGACCGUGAAACUGGCCAUCGCCGGACACCCACUUCCUCCUCUCAUAAACCAGAUUGGUGAUGAAACAGGUCAUCACUUAAGAUCCCACCACAAUCAUUACUCCAACCCCAGAGUCAUCAUGUUCCCACGCCGACACCAGCGAGGCUCCUCCACCAAUGGGCUGCGCCGUCAGAAGAGAGACUGGGUCAUUCCUCCCAUCAAUGUGCCCGAGAACUCUCGAGGACCCUUUCCACAAAUGCUCGUCAGGAUCCGAUCGGACCAGGAUAAAGAGAUUGAAAUCCGGUACAGCAUAACGGGAGCUGGCGCUGAUCAGCCACCCAGUGAUGUCUACAUCAUUGACCCCAUCACUGGGAAAAUGUCCGUCACCAAGCCGCUGGACAGAGAGGACCGAGCCUCCUACCAUCUGAGAGCUCACGCAGUGGACAUCAAUGGAAAUCAGAUGGAACCACCGAUUGAUCUGUAUAUUUAUGUCAUCGAUAUGAACGACAACAGGCCCGAGUUCCAGAACCAGGUUUAUAACGGAUCCGUUCCUGAGGUCUCCAAACCAGGCACGUCAGUGAUGCGCGUGACCGCGAUCGACGCCGAUGACAGCACGAUGCCCAACGGCCUAGUGCACUACAGGAUCCUGAAUCAGAGUCCACACAUCCCCAUUCCCAACAUGUUCACCAUCAACGGAGGGACGGGUGAGAUCAGCACCAUCGCAGCAGGCCUGGACAGAGAGAAAGUGUCUCAGUACACGCUAAUCGUGCAGGCCACAGACAUGGAGGGCAGCCUGAACUUUGGCCUUUCCAACACCGCGACGGCUCUCAUCACCGUCACCGACAUCAACGACAAUCCUCCAGAGCUCGACGCAAAAACGUUCCUGGGCGAGGUGCCGGAGAACGCGGUGGGUAUAGUCGUGGCUAAUCUGACCGUGCGAGACCGAGACCAGCCUCACACCCCCAACUGGAACGCAGUUUACAGGAUAGUGGGCGGAGACUCCAUGGGCCACUUCACCAUCCGGACUGAUGAGCUCACCAAUGACGGCAGAGUCACAGUGGUCAAGCCAGUGGACUACGAGAGGAACGGCGCCUUCAUGUUGACUGUGGUGGUAUCGAAUCAGGCCCAUCUGGCCAGCGGCAUCCCGUCGUCUCUGUCAUCCACUGCGGGCGUCACCAUCUCCGUGCUGGACGUGAACGAGGCUCCCGUCUUCCCCUCCAACCCCAAAGUAAUUCGCUUUGAAGAAGGAGUUCCUGCUGAUACCACGCUCACUAUAUUCGCUGCUCAGGAUCCAGACCGCUUUAUUCAACAGACUGUCAGGUACUCUAAGCAGUCCGAUCCUGGAAACUGGCUCCGAAUCAACAAGACAAAUGGGCAGAUCACGACGACAGCCAUAUUGGACCGGGAAUCACCUUACGUGAAAAAUAACGUGUAUGAAGCGAGUUUUCUGGCUGCAGAUAACGGGUCUCCUCCUGCAACAGGAACAGGCACUUUGCAGAUCUAUCUGAUAGAUGUAAAUGAUAACGUACCAGUGCUGGUGCCUAGAGAGGCCCAGCUGUGCGAGAGGUCACGACCUGGCUCCAGGAUCAACAUCACGGCCUCAGACGCCGACGCCGAGCCCAACGCCGGGCCGUACGUCUUCGAGCUGCCCUCGUUCCCUCCGUCUGUUCGGCGCAACUGGACCGUCUCGCGUCUGAAUGGUGUGACACUUUUAAGAAGUAGAACAUCCAGUACAAAUAGUGAAUACGCACAGCUCAGGCUGAGGAUCCCAUACCUGGAGGCAGGUGUGUACCGUGUGCCUGUCCUGGUCUCGGACUCGGGCAACCCUCCCCUAACAAACCGCUCCAUCAUCAGAGUGAAGGUGUGUCCUUGUGAUGAGCAUGGCGAUUGUACUUCACUUGGAGCCGUGGCAUCUGCAAGCCUGGGCACGGGAGCCAUCGUUGCCAUCCUCAUCUGUAUCAUAAUCCUUCUCAGCAUGGUUCUGUUUUUUGUGGUGUGGAUGAAGCGCAGAGAGAAGGAGCGACAGACCAAACCUCUUCUCAUUGACCCAGAGGAUGACGUUAGGGACAACAUAUUGAAAUAUGAUGAGGAGGGAGGGGGAGAGGAGGAUCAGGACUAUGACCUGAGUCAGCUGCAGCAACCCGAGACUCUCGAGCACAUCAUGAGCAAGCCAGGGGGCGUGAGGAGAGUAGACGAGAGGCCAAUCAUCCCAGAGUCCCAGUACCCAAUACGACCCAGCAUACCUCACCCUGAAGACAUCGGCGAGUUCAUCACUGAUGGUCUGCGAGCAGCGGAUAAUGACCCAACAGCUCCACCGUACGACUCUCUGCUCGUGUUCGAUUACGAGGGCAGCGGUUCGACAGCCGGCUCCGUCAGCUCGCUCGACUCGUCCAGUUCGGAAGAGCAAGACUACGACUAUCUCAACGACUGGGGGCCGCGCUUUAAAAAACUGGCCGACCUCUAUGGCGGCGGGGAUGACUGAGGGUGGAGCUCCAGGGAUGAGAGAGGGGCCCACAUGAGGGAGUCAGCAUCGUUCCACCGAAGAGCCAUAGGAGCAUUCCUGCACAAGACACUCUAAUGAGGAGAGAUUUUUUUUUUAAAAAGGGACCAUUGCUGCUUUCUGCGAGUGUGUUUCUCUCUGUCGUCUCCCCCCCCCCCCGUGCUGGCAAGUUUAUCCUUGUGAAUUUUGCUUUUGGCUGUCUGGAGAGCUGCAGCAGCCCUGGUAGGAGAGACCAAGUCCUUCAUGAGCUCUGAAACAAAAAAAAUCCAUGCGUCACUUCAGCUCUGAAGAGGACAGGACAAAUUUAUCCGCUCUCUCGACUUGAAUUUUAUUUGAUAAGCACUGUCGUUGCUCAAGUGCCUUUUCGUGGUGUUUUUUGUACCAGAGACUCCUCAGGGUCAGCUGCUGUUUUAAGCUCAUUUUCAUGGCAGCGGUACACGCCCUCGUUCCCUUGGUCCCUCCGCUCCACGUCUACUCACUCAUUCUCUAUUAACGGUGCAGGAAAAAAAAACUUGACCAUGGAGAUGAAAGACAAUUUCUUCUGUUAGCAGAUGUGUUUAAAAAAAAAAAAAAAGAGACACUACAACAAGGGGCACAUCUAAUUUUCCAGGAACUGAGAUGUAGGAUUCGGGUGACCCAGUUUAGAAAUUUGGUCUUGUAAUUAUGACCACGAUUUACCAAGGUGGUGAUCAAGUGACAACUUUUGUGAUUUUUUUUUCCCCCAAAAGAACAAAAAAAGCCUUUUUGCUCAGACACUUGCCUGCCUUGUUUUUGCGUUGCAUUGUAACUCGUCCGAGCAGGCCACCAGUCAGACUGCAUCGCAGGAGGAGCGAUUUAUCCAUCUCGAACAUUCCCCUUGUCAAGGUUGAUUGGACUUGUACAUGCAUGAUUUCUCUCAAGAGCGGCGUCUUUAAUCAGCCGCACUCGUACCUUGUGGUCAGAAUGUGAAAAGUAGUUGGCAAAGAACAUGUAUAACCUGUAUAGUUAAAAAAAAAAAAAAAAUGCUGUAAAUACAUAUUUUUGGAUGUAUUACCUGAACAUUUGCUGCUCUCCAAGGUCCUUACAGGGCUAAAUGAGAAUUUUUCUGCCCCAGUGGUUUUGAGUACAUCAUUGUGUGAGAGAGUGAACACCUUUUGCUUUUAGCACGUUCUCUUUUGCAAAUGUUUUUCAUACAGUACAUUCUUUUAGUUCUUUCUAUGAGAGCAAAUCACACCUGCUUCUAAUGUUGUGUGUUUCUGAGCUACUUGCUCAUUCAC
Neoarius graeffei (lesser salmon catfish) is the source of this 4179-nucleotide messenger RNA. RefSeq names its product cadherin 4, type 1, R-cadherin (retinal) (gene cdh4). The record is from RefSeq and is a predicted model, not a curated record. Gene Ontology annotation, biological process: calcium-dependent cell-cell adhesion; cell-cell junction assembly; multicellular organism development. The coding region runs from base 80 to 2905 and encodes 941 amino acids. Lineage: Eukaryota; Metazoa; Chordata; Actinopteri; Siluriformes; Ariidae. Gene Ontology annotation, molecular function: cadherin binding; calcium ion binding. The transcript is spliced from 17 exons. Gene Ontology annotation, cellular component: plasma membrane; catenin complex; adherens junction.